Thamnophis elegans (Western terrestrial garter snake) is the source of this 2737-nucleotide messenger RNA. It is a transcript of the gene CCDC107, whose product is annotated as coiled-coil domain containing 107. Gene Ontology annotation, biological process: protein localization to cell surface; synaptic transmission, cholinergic. The coding region runs from base 118 to 1017 and encodes 299 amino acids. NCBI's taxonomy places the organism in Eukaryota, Metazoa, Chordata, Lepidosauria, Squamata, Natricidae. The transcript has 6 exons. The record is from RefSeq and is a predicted model, not a curated record. Gene Ontology annotation, cellular component: intracellular membrane-bounded organelle; neuron projection; neuronal cell body.
CGCUCCCCUUUUCCAGCUUCCUUCCAGCCGGUAUUGGUUUAUUUGAGUGACUGUAACUGGGCGAGAGUAUAGCCGACAGCCCCUUCUCGGAGGGCAGUGUUGUCACCGCGUGACGCCAUGGCGAUUUCUUCGAUGCAGCAGGUGUUGGUCUCCGUCGUGCUGGUGCUUUGCCUGUUCGCAGUGAUGCCGAGGAUAUUCAGUGGGGGAGGGAAGUCUCCGCGAAGUGCCAAAAGCUCCUCUGGCCGGCCAGCUCCUCACCAGCCCCCCCGACACGGUGGAGCUGAGAAAAUCCUGCACACACCAAGGAAUUUUGAAACUCCUGAAACUAAAACAUAUCAAAGCAUCAAGCAAAUGAAGAAUGCAAUGGAGAAGGAGUUGAAGACUGAACGGACUAGAGGCAAUGGCAGAGACUUUGCUUUAACCCUAAUGCCGCUAUAUGCUAUUAGUGUGGGUGUGUUUGCUUUGUACAAAUUCUUAAAGAUGAAAUCGCAGGAAGAAAGUUUAUCCCAAAAAGAAAAAAAUGCAGAAGAAAAAACAAAAGAAACAGAGCAUCAACUUUUGGAAUUGGAGCAACAUCUUGCACAAACAGAAAAAAUGUUAAAUUCAUUAUUGACUCAGUUAGAUCCACUUUCAAGCUGUAUUAAUACUUUGGCUUCUGAGCAGAAAGAUGAAAUUAUGGAACAACUUGAGUCGAUUAGAAAGCUGAUGAAAGAAAGUGGAUUAGACAAAUCGGCCAUGAAACCACAAGAUAUCAGCCACCAUACGUGCCAAGAGAAGCUUGAAGGUCUUAUAGAGUCAUUCAGCGAACAUCCAGAAGUAAAAAUAGAUGAGAAUAUUUACAAGAAAUGUGAGCAUGAUGCCUUAUUUGAAGAUAUGGAAGAGUCUUACAGUGUAAAAAAGUAUCAGCGUUUUGAUCAUGAAUGCUUACUCAGCACAAUGGAAGAACCAAAGAAGAUGGAUAAUCAAGAUACAACAGAAUUAGAUACUGGGUUAAGAAGACGUCUUAGGAACGAAUGAACAAACUAAUGAAUAUUGGACAUACUAUACAACACACUUUAAAAUUUUAAAAUAUAUUCACAAUAAUUGCUGUAUAUUUUAAAAUGAUUAUGAAAAUUUCCUAUUUAUUAUGAAUAAAAUAAUUUCUGCAUAUUCUGCACAGAAAGUGUAUAUUCUAUCCAGUAUCAUAAUCACAGUUUCACUUUUAAAGUUAUUAAAGUGUGGGCAUGGGCAUAAAAAUAUUGUAUUUGUGUUAUACGGCUCUGCAGAAAUUAUUUGCAACAAAUAUGGAAUGUACCAGUAUUAAUUAUUUAGUUACUUGACAUUUCAUGUAACUUUAAUAUGGAUUCUGAUAUUCUCUUUUUUGGGAACAGUGGAAACAGGUUUAUUUCUUUGAGAAAAACUACCUAUGUUUGAGACAAACUACCUACCUUUCAUUAAAUAUCAAUAAGCCCUAGAUUUUAUUUGUAACUGAUUAGUAUUGAAAAUAUAAAAUGGAGCAGUUAAAUAUAAUGCAUGCAUUAUGAUAGCUAAUUAUAUGAUGAAUUGCCAAACACGUUACCCUGAUUCUAUUAUUGUGCUUAAUUUAGUAAGGUGUUUUGCUAUUGUUUAAUCAUCUGAUUUUUGCAGGCUAUUGAUGCAAAUUUGACCAUGUUAUGCAGUUCCAAAAUCCUCAUAGAUGAUUAAUUGACUGACUGACUAUUUAUUUAUUUGCUCAUCUCCCUCAAAGAGGGGCUCUGGGCAGUGAUAUCGCCCAUCUGUUUUCUCAGAAUAAUGUGAGAAUAGUUGCUAAGAAUAUUAUGGCAUUUUCUGUAGAAGUCAUAAAGCAGGACAUGACCAUACACUCUACAAGGGUAGAUUCUUUUUUCAAAGCUGGUUUCAUAAUUUAUUUAUUUAUUUAUUGAUGAUGGUAAAGUAGCAAAUUGAAUCCCUAUAAAACUUUUUGAUAUUCAUAAAUUGAUUGAGGUAGCAGGGCAAUUUCCCUCUUCGUAGAAAUUCUGUGACAUUGAGUUUGUCCAGAAUUUUUUCCUUAUCCUUUAUCAUGGUUAUUAUUAUAAAAUAAGGGCAGCAGUGACUCUGGAGAAUAUAUAACAGAGUUAUUUAUCAACCGUGCUCCCUUGCCAGGAAAUUCAAUAGUUACCACAAUGUUAGAGGGGUUUGUCUUAUAAUGAAAAAUAUAAUUUUAGGUAAUGGGAUACUUUGUCCUUUAUUGAAAGUUAACACUGGCAACAUAUAUUUUUUUAUUGUAAAGUUUUAAGCCCAGAUGAGAGUGGAUUGGCUUGGUUGAAGGCCUGCCUAUACGACUGCUAAAAUAUUCUUCCCCCAACAAAGUUUCUAGUAUAAAAUCUGACAUGGAGUUUGCUAAUAAUAUCUACUAAAUUGAUAAGCCAGUACUAUAGUUCUUUAAAUAAUAUGUUGUAUCUUUCCAGAUGCUCUUGAAAAUGAUGAUAAAUAUAGCCAAGCCCCGUUCUGUGGUAUAUAGACUGUUUUUAAUUGCAUAAAUCAAAUUAUGGGUUGCAUGGUAGAAAAGUCAAGAGUAUUGUACAUCAGUCAGUAUGAUUUUGUAUCAAUUUGGAAUGGAUUAUUUGUCUUCUACAGCCUUUCUAAGUUUAAGAACUAAAAAUAUAGUAAGUCAAUUUAGGACUGCUUUGCCAGUAUGAAUGGUCUCCUAAUGCAGUGUUUUUCAACCACUGUGCCGCGGCACACUAGUGUGCCGUGACAUAGUGUAAGGUGUGCCGUG